Messenger RNA from Carassius carassius (crucian carp), 4662 nucleotides. RefSeq names its product tyrosine-protein kinase BTK-like. The coding region runs from base 2345 to 4261 and encodes 638 amino acids. The record is from RefSeq and is a predicted model, not a curated record. Lineage: Eukaryota; Metazoa; Chordata; Actinopteri; Cypriniformes; Cyprinidae. Gene Ontology annotation, molecular function: ATP binding; non-membrane spanning protein tyrosine kinase activity; protein binding. The transcript is spliced from 19 exons. Gene Ontology annotation, biological process: intracellular signal transduction; adaptive immune response; B cell receptor signaling pathway.
AAGACUGGGGAUCCUCUGUCAAGGACUAAGAGUGUAAUUUGCCAUUAGCUGUGACAUAGAAUAAUGCUGUUGCUUAAAAGAUACAAAGGGACAAAAUAAAGCAAACUAUUUAAGUUAUUUACUAGAUGGGAACAUGCUAUAUAGAGAUUUUACCAAUGUGACAGUGAGAGAGAGAGACUCCAUGAUAAAUGGCUAAACUAAUCAAUUUAAGCUCCUGUUUCUGGUCUGUACAAAUGCUGUUUUGCCAUCCUGAUUUACAGUUAUGCAGGUAAAUCAAUAUGCAAACAUUUUUUAAUUGUUUUUUUAUAAAAUUUUGUAAAACUAUCUACGAACACCACAAAAUAGACAACGUUAUAUUAACAAUAGCAAACAUAAAGACAUGUAUGUACAAAAAUAAGAAUGCAUAAGUAAAAUAAUAUAUAAUUAUUACAAUAAAAUUACUAAUUAUUUGUUAAUAAAUUGCAUAAAGUGCUGUACUGGAUUAGAUUGAUGCUGAAUACAAAUCUGGCUCAUAGAAGGGAGAAAUAAGGGUCUAAGUGUAUAUGCAUUAAUUUAUAAUAAACAUACAGUGAAACUAUUUGCACAUGAAAACAGUCCUCUCCACUGGUUAGUCUACUUCACACUUUCAUUUAACUUACUCAAUAGUGUCACAUAUAGAGUGCAUUUAUAGUUCAUCUAGCAGAUGCUUUUAAAAGUGAUCAAAAAGAACAAGAAUAAGACUGUUUUCAGUUUCGAGACACAUUCUGCAGCAAUGUCACCUCUUUCAGCCAGAAUGUUCAGUGUUUUAGCAUUGUAACCUAACAUGGAAGAUAUAAGGGGAAUUAAUGUAAAAGUUUUGAAAUCUGACAUUAAAAACUCAUAUUUAUCGGUAGUUAUUCUGAUAAUUUGAGGGAACUGUCCUCUUCAAUGUUUAUGGAGAUUAUAGUCCUGUUUUAGCACUGGAUCAUGUAUUAACAUUUAAACAAAUGUCCAUACUCCUACACACCUUUGUAUACAUCACGUUUGUAAGACUGGAUGCACAACAAGAUACAAUCAGAAAAAAGUGCUUUGCAUUUGUAUAUCUCACAAUGAAAAGAGUCCAUUUUGGUGGAUCCCAGUGAAGUAAUGCAAAUUCAAAUUCCAUCGAAUAACAUUUACUGUAAUAUUCAUCAUCAUCUGUGGCAUUUAGUAGGCUAACUCCUGUUUUAUACUAAAGUUGAAAAUAUUAUUCUAGAUUUUCAUUUGUUAAACCUCUUCAGUAAUGCACAAUUAAAAAUAAGCAUCAUAUUGCUUAAAAUACUGAAAUAUAUAUUUGCACUGUUGCAUUUGACUUUAUAUUAGCCAAGUGAGAAAAAAAAUGCAUUUGUAAGAAACCACAGAGGUAUAGAUAAAUUGUGGUCUAACGCGGCAGACUAACUUUUGCCGAGUUCACUACCACCAAACAUAAGUGAUACUCACAUACUUAUCAUCCAGGAACCUUACAAAGACACAGGACACUUUAGAAGGUUCCUGUUGCUCAACAUUACUUUCAAUGAACACAAAUAGUCAAAUAUAUAAGCAACUAUAUAAUCUGUUAACCACAGGGAGUAUAUUAAUGGGUGUGCAUGAGUUAUUUCAUGCUUAAAACAGUCACACACACACAUUAUAUGUCAUAAACAACUACAACGUUUUACUAUUUAGCCUAAGGUUUAGACCUACCUGCCCUGCCACUAAGUAUCAUAGGAAGUUAUGGUCUUCAUUAUGGUAGUAUUUGAUAUCAACAAAUUGUUACAUUUGUGCAACAUCUGCCUGGAAAGAAACCCUGAUGUGAAACAGAGACAACCUUAACAGUAAUUAUCUGACUCGUACUGCUUACUGAUGCCGAUACGAACUGUGUUUCCCCUUCCUUUGUAUCACAGUGCAACAUUGAUGCAACUUCCCUGUGUCAAGUCUUAUAAGUCAUUACCCUUUGAAUAAGCUGUCGAGCUUUCAUUGUAAACAAGGCUGCUAAAAAAUUCCUGAUAUACCAAAGCCACACCAUUAUCAUCCUGGUGUUUAAAAGUACGUUUAAAACGGCAGUGACAGUCGCAACAUAAUGUGCCGAUAAUGUUAAUACUUGUCACAGUUUUCAUGUUGAACUUUUAGUGACAAGCUAUUAAAGGUGUCAGAAGUGGCAUUGGUAGCAGAAGAAGAAACCAGGAAAUGCUUGCAUGGUGUUUAAAAUAGGCAGUUCAGUUUCUCUACCACAGAACACAGACGACUCAGCAUUUAACGACUAUGUGAGAGAAGCUUAUUGCGGAGGCACUGAAAGUAAAGCGGAACAGAACUAACUAAGAUGUUGUUUUAAAGGACACUGAGAUACAGUACACCUCAGAUAUAAAAGAACAUGCCAGACAGCAUUCUGGAGGAGAUUUUUGUAAAACGGUCCCAGCAGAAAAAGAAGACCUCACCUUUAAACUUCAAAGAAAGGCUGUUUGUACUCACGCAGGACAAGAUAUCCUACUACGACUAUGAUGCUGAAAAAGGGAAGAGGAAAGGCCUGAAAGGUUAUGUGGACACUGAAAAGAUCAAAUGUGUGGAGAUUGUUUUACCAGAAGACAGCGCACCUCCUGACCGACUUUAUCCAUUUCAGAUAAUCUAUGAUGAAGGUCCUCUUUAUGUAUUUGCUAAGUCGGAUCAAAUUCGCAAGCAAUGGUUAAACGAGUUAAAAAAUGUGGUGCAAUCCAACAAGGACCUUAUGCAGAAGUAUCACCCGUGCUUCUGGGAGGAUGGCAUAUGGAAGUGUUGCCAGCAGGAGAUGAAGCAGGCAAUGGGCUGCAGGGUGCUGGAGACCAAAAAUGGAGGGUUUUUCAAAAGGGGGUCGAAGUAUCGUGAUUCCAGGAAGCCUCUCCCACCAACACCCGAGGAGGAAAAGCUGCCCAGGCCUCUGCCCCCCCAGCCUCCCAUGCUUACACCGGACUUCAGUGUGGGCAUGACUGUUGUAGCUGAAUAUGAGUAUGCACCAAUGACUCCCCAAGACUUGGAGCUGAGAAAGGAUGAGGAAUACACACUCUUAGAAAUCAGCGAUCCCAAUUGGUUUAAAGCUAGAGAUAAAUACGGAAAUGAAGGAUACAUCCCAAGUAACUACAUUGCUCAGGCCUUAAAUGGAUUGGAGAAAUAUGAUUGGUACUGUAAGAACAUAAACCGCAGCCAGGCAGAGAAUUUGCUCAGAACAGAAAAUAAAGAUGGUGGUUUUUUGGUGAGAGACUCUGGCAGAUUCACUGGAAAAUACACUGUCUCUGUGUUCACCAAGGCUGGUGGGGAGACUGCUGGCAGCUGCAGACACUACAACAUAUGCGUCACCGCAGACGGCCAGUUCUAUUUAGCGGAGAAGCACAACUUCAGCAGUAUCCCAGAACUUAUUAAUUACCACCAGCAUAAUGCAGCAGGUCUGGUGAGCAGACUAAAAUACAUUGUGUCAGAUCGGGCUCGGAAUGCUCCCUGCACGGCUGGUCUGGGUUAUGGAAGUUGGGAGAUAGAUCCUCGUCAGCUUACAUUUAUCAGAGAGCUUGGUAAUGGUCAGUUUGGAGUGGUAAAAUAUGGUAAAUGGCAAGGCCGUCAUGACGUGGCCAUCAAAAUGGUUAAAGAGGGCUCAAUGUCAGAAGAUGACUUCAUUGAAGAGGCCAAGGUCAUGAUGAAACUGUGUCACGGAAACCUGGUGCAGCUCUAUGGCGUCUGCACAAAACAAAGGCCCAUCUACAUAGUCACAGAAUAUCUCGCCAAUGGAUGUCUGCUGAAUUACUUACGGGAUGUUCUGCAGCACCCAUCGAGUAUUCUGCUCCUUGAGAUGUGUAAAGAUGUCAGCGAGGGCAUGGCCUACUUGGAGGCCAAUCAGUACAUCCACAGGGACCUGGCUGCCAGGAAUUGUUUAGUAGACUCAAAUGGAACCAUUAAAGUGACUGAUUUUGGUUUGUCCAGGUAUGUUCUGGAUGAUGAAUACACCAGCUCCGUAGGUUCAAAGUUUCCAGUGCGCUGGUCACCUCCUGAAGUCCUCCUUUUCUGCAAGUUCAGCAGCAAGUCAGAUAUCUGGGCAUUUGGUGUUUUGAUGUGGGAGGUAUACACUUUGGGCAGAAUGCCAUACGAUCGGUGGAACAACACAGAGAUAGUAGAGAAAAUUACUGCAGGUCAUCGGCUUUACCGCCCACAACUGGCCAAUGAGAAAGUUUAUUCCAUUAUGAACAUCUGUUGGCACGAGAGACCAGAGGAGCGGCCCACAUUCAUUGAUCUUGUCAUGACCAUCAAGGACUUGCUUUUCAAUAUGUAAUAGACACAACUACUGUGCAUCCUUUAAGGACAUUAAGGACACAGCCCAUCAGAUGCAAUAGUCUUGUGUAUGGAAUAGCAAGAAUCAUUAUCAUUAUCAGUCUUGAAGGACCUCCUUACUUUCUUUCAUCUAAGGAACCCAAUAAAAUAUAUUAGUAUGAGUUUAAAAUGUUACAAGAAAAAAAAAGGAGAUUGGAAUGUGAUUUCUCAUGUAACAUGUCUCAUGUCUCUACUUACAUUUUCCUUAAACCUUUGAAAUAUUAUGAAAUUCCUAAAUUUCAUAUCUAAAUAGCUGCUCUUUAAUAUUAUUAAAAUUAUUCAUAAUAACCAGCAGCAACAAAAAUACAAAUAAAAAUGGAUGACUGUAAUUAACAUGUACAUAUAAAUAAUGACUGGGUAUUG